This is a messenger RNA of Myotis davidii, 2022 nucleotides long. RefSeq names its product prostate transmembrane protein, androgen induced 1 (gene PMEPA1). The record is from RefSeq and is a predicted model, not a curated record. Lineage: Eukaryota; Metazoa; Chordata; Mammalia; Chiroptera; Vespertilionidae. The transcript has 6 exons. Gene Ontology annotation, molecular function: R-SMAD binding. Gene Ontology annotation, cellular component: early endosome membrane; Golgi membrane. The coding region runs from base 1 to 1086 and encodes 361 amino acids. Gene Ontology annotation, biological process: negative regulation of transforming growth factor beta receptor signaling pathway.
AUGUGGGCGGUGAGGGACAUCAAGGAGGUGUCAGAGCAACCCCAGCCUCGGGAACAAGGAACCUGCAUCACGGUCGUCAUUUAUGCCCAUGCCACCCCAGCUUCUGGAAGGCAGUGCCUGGGCCUGCGUUUGGGCACCAUUGUCCCCCUGGUACUCAGCACAGGGCCAGGCACCAAGAAGGACCCGGCUCCCAGCACUUUCCACAGUGCCCAGCAGGCGCAGUCCGACGUGGCCAGCCACCCCCAGCAGGGGCCAAAACCCAUGCUGGCUUCCCCAGCUUCCUGCUGCCAGGCUGCCAACGAGGGCCGGCAUCCCACCUCUCGGCCAGAGGGUAGUGCGUGUGGUGUGAUUGUUCGUGUCGUCUCUGAGAGUUGGGGCGUCUGCAGGAGCCGUGGCGUUUACGGGCCGGGUGUGUGGGGCCGUGUCGGGCUCCCGGGUCUCACGCGUCCCCUUGCUCUUGCAGCGGAGCUGGAGUUCGUGGAGAUCACCAUCAUCGUGGUGGUGGUGAUGGUGAUGGUGGUGGUGAUCACGUGCCUGCUCAGCCACUACAAGCUGUCCGCGCGCUCCUUCAUCGGCCGGCACAGCCAGGGCAGGAGGAGAGAAGAUGCCCUGUCCUCAGAAGGAUGCCUCUGGCCCUCAGACAGCACCGUGUCCGGCAGUGGAAUCCCAGAGCCUCAGGUCUACGCCCCACCGAGGCCCACGGACCGCCUGGCCGUGCCCCCCUUCGCCCAGCGGGACCGCUUCCACCGCUUCCAGCCCACCUACCCCUACCUGCAGCAUGAGAUCGACCUGCCGCCCACCAUCUCGCUGUCGGACGGGGAGGAGCCGCCGCCCUACCAGGGCCCCUGCACCCUCCAGCUGCGGGACCCCGAGCAGCAGCUGGAGCUCAACCGCGAGUCGGUGCGCGCGCCCCCAAACAGGACCAUCUUCGACAGCGACCUGAUGGACAGCGCCGUGCUGGGCGGCCCCUGUCCCCCCAGCACCCUGCUGGAGGGGGCCCGGCUGCACCCCGCGCACCUCGCGGCCCUGGAGAGCGCCGCCGCCUGGAGCCAGGAGAAGGAGAAGCAGAAGGGACACCCUCUUUAGGGUCCCGGCGGCGGCCAGGGCAGCGGUGGGUGAAAAGGCAAAACACUCCGCACUUCGAAGAAGAGAGAGGAGGCCGGGCCGGACACGCGCGUCGCCAUCCCCUCCCCCUCCCUGUGUAUAAAAAUAGUUACAUGUCUGUCUGGUCCGGAUGCACAAGCUAAGAAAGCUUGCAAAACAGAACACACACACACACACACACACACACCGUGUUUCUUUGUUGAGCCGUGUCUUGAAGGCAAAAGAGAAAAAACCGAUUCUCCCCUAGUUUUUUCUUUUGCUAGUCGAGCUUCGUGAAGGCAUCCUUUCGUUUGUUGAUGAUGAUUUCACUUAACUUUAAAAACAUAUUUGCACAAAACCUUUGUUUAAAGAUCUGCAAUAUUAUAUAUAAAAGUAUAUAUAAAGUAAGAGAAACUGUAUGUGCGAGGGCAGGAGUAUUUUUGUAUUAGAAGAGUCCUAUUAAAACACACACAGGUUGUUUUCUGAGCUGGAAGAGAAAGUGGCCCCUUUGGCGUGCCAUCUCAGAACGUGUGUAUUACCUUGUAAAGAAAGCAAUGACAAAGCAGGGGUCUAGAGUUAUUUAUAUAAAUGUUGAGCUUUUGCACUAUUUUUUAAUAUAAAUAUGUCAGUGCUUGUUUGACGGAAACUUUUAUCACGUUUGUCGAGACUCUAAGGGAGAGAUGCCAGGCCCGGCGGUGGGCAGAGGGGGCUCCGCCUGGGCGGAGAGGCUGGGCCGGGCGCGUUCCUCUCCGCUCCGCUCUGCCCCGCGGUGGGCGCUGUGCCUGGGGUAGGCUCUUCCCUCCUUACACAUUCCCGCCCGAAGGGGACACGUUUCCUCCUCGGGGUCAGAACAGCCUUUGAAUCGCAUGACAUAGAGGCACCGAGUUCCAGGUGGUGGCUUUGCCUUCCCCAACUGAAAAUAAACUGUUACUGAAGGAA